AUGCCUUCUCUUUCGUCGAUUACAGAUUCAUGGGGAGGAGCUCUUCGAUUCUAUCUCAACGGCACAAGCAUCGUCCUAGACCGCAUAGAUCCCAAUACAACCCUCCUUGAAUAUAUUCGAGAUAUAGGACUCACAGGAACAAAACUUGGGUGUGCAGAGGGAGGUUGCGGUGCGUGUACAGUUGUUAUUUCUCAGUAUAAUCCAACAACUCAUAAGAUAUAUCAUGCGAGUGUUAAUGCCUGUUUGGCACCCUUGAUUAGUGUUGAUGGAAAGCAUGUUAUUACCAUCGAAGGGAUUGGAACCACUGAUCGGCCACAUUUAACGCAAGAGCGGAUUGCGAGGGGGAAUGGGAGCCAGUGUGGAUUUUGCACGCCCGGCAUUGUGAUGAGUCUCUAUGCCCUAUUGCGAAAUAAUUCCACGCCGUCAGCAGAGGAUGUGGAGGAAACUUUUGAUGGAAAUCUGUGUCGGUGCACGGGUUAUCGUCCAAUUCUUGACGCGGCUCAGACGUUUAGCGUAGGCACAAAGUGCUGCAAGUUAAAGACAAGUGAUGGGUGCUGUAUGAAAGCGACAAAUGAUACCAAAAUCUUCGAAGGCCUAGUCAUCGAACGGGACUCUAGCCCAUCAAGUAGCAAUCGUAAACCGCCUCAGCUUAUUAAAUAUGAUCACGAUACUGAGCUUAUAUUUCCACCUGCCCUCACGAAACACGACUUUAAACCAUUGGUGUUUGGAGGCCACGAGAAGAAAUGGUUUCGUCCUGUGACAGUAAAACAAUUGUUAGAGAUAAAGAAUGUCUGUCCUUCGGCAAAAAUUGUCAGCGGAUCCACAGAGCAUCAAAUCGAGCUUCGUUUCAAGGCUAUGCAACAUGCAGUCUCUAUAUACGUGGGGGAUAUACCCGAGUUAAAGGAAUUUUUAUUUCGAGAAGAUUACGUUGAUAUCGGUGGAAAUGUCACUCUUACUGACCUGGAAACAAUCGCACUUGAAGCUGUCGACCGAUACGGUCCAGCUCGUGCUCAAGUGUUCUCAGCAAUUCAUAAACAACUUGGAUACUUUGCUGGGCGCCAGAUACGAAACGUCGGUACUCCCGCUGGUAACUUGGUUACUGCUUCACCCAUCUCUGACCUCAAUCCAAUCUUUCUCGCCGCAAAUGCUACAAUAAUUACAAAAAAUAUCGAAGGGCAAAAAGAGAUAGAAAUGUCACAAUUCUUCAAUGGUUACCGAAGGACUGCUUUACCCCCAAAUUCCAUCAUUUUUUGCAUCAGAAUACCAAUUUUAAGCGAAGCGGGUGAGUUUUUUCAAUCCUACAAGCAUUCCAAGAGAAAAGAUGACGAUAUUGCGAUUGUUAAUGCUGCAUUUAAGGUCACUUUAAGUAAGUCAAACGUGAUAAAAUGUGCUAACCUAGUGUAUGGCGGUAUGGCGCCAAUAACAAUUGUUGCAAAAAAUGCCAGUGCGUAUUUGAAUGGAAAAAGAAUUGACGAUACAACUACUAUAGAAGGUGCCAUGAAAUCUCUAGAAGAGGACUUUAAUUUAAGUUUCAGUGUUCCAGGGGGGAUGGCAACUUUUCGGAGAUCGCUUGCAUUUGGAUUUUUCUAUCGCUUUUAUAAUGAAAUUUUAUCUAAGCUCGAUUUCCUAAAUAAUUAUCUAGAUCAAGAGGAAACAUCAGAGAUUAAACGAAAAAUUUCUACUGGUUGGGAAGACAAGGAUUGUGCUAUUUCUUAUCAACAGAGGAUCAUUGGAAAACCAGAGCCUCACUUAGCAGCACUCAAGCAGGCCUGUGGUGAAGCACAGUACACUGACGACUUAUUUGUGCGGAAAAACGAGCUAUUUGGUAGUCUUGUAUUGUCAACCAAAGCGCAUGCUAAAAUUCUUUCAGUUGAUUAUCUUCCAGCAUUAGAGAUUCCUGGAGUUGUCGAUUGGUUAGAUCAUACAGAUAUGCCUUCACCGAAGGCAAAUUUUUGGGGAGCUCCUAUUUCUGACGAGACAUUUUUUGCCGUUGAUGAAGUAUUUACAGCGGGACAGCCCAUUGGAAUUGUGCUGGCUUCAACUCCCCAUUCAGCUCUACAGGGCUCAAGAGCUGUCAAAGUAAAAUAUAACGAGUUGCCAGCAAUUCUCACAAUUGAGGAGGCGAUAAAAAAUGAAAGCUACUUCCAGCAUUCUAGGUAUAUUAAGAAGGGUGACACUAGGGAAGCCUUCUCGAAAGCGGACAACAUUUUCACUGGUUUUGCAAGAAUUGGGGGCCAAGAACAUUUCUAUCUCGAAACCCAGGCGUGUGUAGCGAUCCCGAAACCAGAAGACGGUGAAAUAGAGAUCUAUGCUAGUACACAAAAUCCUACUGAAACUCAGACUUAUGUUGCACAAGUCUGUAAUCUUUCUGCCAAUAAAGUUGUUUGUAAAGUUAAACGUCUAGGUGGUGGUUUUGGUGGGAAAGAAACACGUUCGGUUCAACUCAGUGCAAUCGUAGCUCUGGCGGCUAAAAAGACUGGCCGUCCGGUGCGUUGCCAGUUAAACCGCGAUGAAGACAUGAUCACUUCUGGGCAACGGCACCCAUUCCUAGCCCAGUGGAAAGUCGGAGUUCAUAAAGAUGGUAAAAUUCAGGCUCUUGAAGCAGAAGUAUUUUGUAAUGCAGGCUGGUCGCAGGACCUUAGUGCGGCAGUCUGUGAUAGAGCUCUCAGCCACAUUGACGGCUGCUAUAGCAUACCUAAUAUUGAUGUGAGAGGUAGAUUAUGCAAGACUAACACCAUGUCUAAUACAGCAUUUAGAGGAUUUGGAGGACCUCAAGGACUAUUCAUUGCCGAGACUUUCAUGGAAGAAAUUGCGGAUCGGCUCGACAUACCCGUAGAAACACUUCGUCAAAUAAACCUGUACAAGCCAGGCGACUCAACUCAUUUUAAUCAAACACUGGAAGACUGGCAUGUACCUUUGAUGUACCAGCAGGUUCAGGAUGAAAGUUUAUAUGCUGAGCGUAGAAAAGAAGUAACCAAAUUCAAUUCCUUACAUCGAUGGAAGAAACGUGGCCUAUCUCUGAUCCCUACUAAAUUUGGAAUCUCAUUUACAGCAUUAUUCCUAAAUCAAGCUGGUGCUCUUGUUCAUGUCUAUCAAGAUGGUUCUAUCCUCGUCGCUCACGGUGGAACAGAAAUGGGCCAAGGCCUUCAUACUAAAAUGACAAUGGUCGCUGCUGAGGCUCUAGGAGUCCCUUUGUCCGCUGUUUUUAUUUCCGAAACAGCCACAAAUACUGUAGCCAAUACAUCCUCUACUGCUGCUUCGGCGUCGUCGGAUUUAAACGGCUACGCAAUACUGGAUGCCUGUACCCAGAUCAAUACUCGUCUAGUCCCAUAUCGCGCAAAGCUUGGUCCACAGGCUUCUAUGGAGGAGCUCGCCCGUGCUGCGUAUCUAGAUCGUGUAAAUCUCUCAGCUAAUGGCUUCUACAAAACCCCCGAUAUUGGGUAUGUUUGGGGGGAAAAUACCGGUCAGAUGUUUUUCUACUUUACCCAGGGCGUUGCCAUGGCAGAAGUAGAGGUUGAUACCUUGACCGGAGAGUGGACUUGCCUACGGGCGGAUGUGAAGAUGGAUGUCGGGAAAAGUAUCAACCCCAGUAUUGAUUAUGGCCAGGUCCAAGGGGCCUUUGUACAGGGGAUGGGCCUCUUCACUAGCGAAGAAAGCCUAUGGUACGAGAGCGGCGCCAUGAAAGGGCAGCUCGCAACACGCGGGCCCGGCACCUACAAGAUUCCCGGCUUUCGCGAUAUACCUCAAGAGUUCAAUGUCUCUCUUCUCAAAGGCGUCGAGUGGAAAAAUUUGCGGACGAUUCAACGAAGCCGUGGCGUCGGGGAGCCGCCACUUUUCUUAGGUAGCGCAGUGUUCUUCGCUAUUCGUGAUUCGUUGAAGGCAGCUCGAAGCCAGUAUGGGACGAGCGCCGAGAUUGGAGUCGAUGAGGGAUCGGGUCUCCUGCGUUUAGUCAGUCCAGCUACUACAGAGCGAAUCCGGACCAGCUGCGUCGAUCCUAUCGUCGAGCGCGCCAGGGUCAAAGCCUUGGAGGGGGAACGGAGUUUUUUCGUGAGUAUCUAG
Messenger RNA from Blumeria graminis f. sp. triticale, 4059 nucleotides. The record is from the annotation of a GenBank genome assembly. NCBI's taxonomy places the organism in Eukaryota, Fungi, Ascomycota, Leotiomycetes, Helotiales, Erysiphaceae.